AGCAAUUAUAAACAAGGGUUAAAAAUAAGUGUAUCCAAAGCAUAGACGUGUUAUCAACUGUCCGCAAUGACUAGCACGUUCUUGUCAAUGCUCUAGGAGUGGACACCUGCGAAGCAAACCUGCAGCAUGGCUUUAGAAGUGGACUACACGGGCGCAGCCAAAGAAUCAACCCUUCUAGCAGAUGUGGCUUUGGCAUGGAAGAGUCUUCGCAAGGCCAAAGGAGCGUUACAGCGAAUUGAAAACAAAUUUGACCAUGAAGACUGGAAUUAUGCCAAAGCACAGAGAGCCAGGAAAAAACUACUAUGCGAAAGGAGUCUGGAAACCGACAGCGGCCACAAGGAAACUGUUUCAAAUGAAAUCAAGACUGAGGAGAGCUGUCUAUCCUGCAGCAGGGCGCCAGCCUCUGCCACAUGCAGCCCCAGCCGAAGGGAAGCCCGGGAUGGCAGAGCUGCAGCUGGCACUCAGCCUGCUCCGGGGACUCUCCGCGUCCUGCGAAACGGGGGCAGUUUUAGUGACACAGGCGAGAAGAGCCCCACCGAACCGAGGGGGGAAGCCCCCCGCUCCUCACAGCAUCUGCCCUCUUCCCCGGAGCAAGUCGCCCCUUGUGUGGCCUGGAGACACACUCCCCUGUGCCCACCAGCCCCGCUCGCCAGGCGCGCCCUCUCUCCCGGCCGCAGCCCUGUGGCUCAGACGCUGGGGGGACUGAGGAGAGGAUCACCCGACCACAAGCUCGAGCGACUCAAGGAGAGAAUUCGGGAGCAGAAGCAGCGACACCAAGGUCUGAUUCGGGGAGCGAAGACGCCCGGUGCGAGCUGCCCCGUAGAACUGCUGCCUCAGCGGCCCCUAGCGAGGAAGGUUCGCAAAGUGGCGUCUGCGCCUCCAGCCCCCGUUUACAGAGGUUUCAAUGCUGCGAAAUUGAAGGUAACUCAGUCUUCCGCCAACGAAGAGCCUGGACUGUCGGAACUGGAAGAAUUAGCCAGCGCCAGGCAAAGUGGGGAUUAUAAAACCAGGAGUCCAGGUCAAGACCAAAGACACACGAGGAGCAGAACGCAAACACACAAGCAGGAGCAGAGAUCCUCCAAGUCUUCCCUCCCCAAGAAAACUCUGAAAGAGAAAGGAUCCAGCUUGUUUGGGGCUUCUGCCUGGCGAGAAGGUCAGAAGCUGGUGAAAAAGUUGCUUGGGCCUCCUCCUAAAUUUCCAAAGCUGGGGAGCAUGUUUGAAGAGCAGAGCCCGCAAAAUGACUCUGAACCUGGUAAAGAAUUUAUAACAACCCCACAGAGGGAACAAAGCUCUAGAGAAAGUGGUGGAAGUGAUCACAUGGGGAACAGCCCUCCGCAGGAAAGCUAUCAGACUACAGCAGGCAGGUCCACUGAAAAUGCACUGAGCAGAGAUGCAAAGCAAAUAUUAAGGGAUCUACAUUUGCCAAACCAAUCUUGUGAGGAAUACAGAAGUUCAAAGCAACAGAAAGGUACCACCACCGGAAACGCAGAAGAUCCAAAGUCGCGUCCAGAAACCAAUCCUUCUUCAACUAAAAUCAAUGGCAUAACUCCCUCUGAUUACAGCAGAGACAAGACCAGGUCCUCAUUAAUGAGAACUGGAAUAGAGCCAAGAAAUUGCCACAGAGGAAAAAGUGCAUCUCUUCCAAGAAGAAAUGGCUCAAACAGCCCAGGACAGAAAGUAUUGGAGAAGGAAAAUGUUAAUCAGCCUGCUAAAAAGAGUAUAAAUGUCAGGAAAUCGCAUUCCUACAGCCUGGAAGAAGUGCAUGAAUUUAUGCACCGAAAGGUUGAGGAAAGAAAGAAGAAAAACCUAGAAGAGAAAAAGUCUUUCAAGCAGGCCAGAGAGACAAGAGCUCAGAGACUGCAGGAGUUGUACAGGAAACAGAAGGAAGCUUUUGCAAAGAAACCAUGUUCCAGGGUGGCACAAACUUUAAACAGGCAAACUGUGCGUGCAACACAAAGUUCUCAGUAUAAACUUGCCCAGGAACAGACAACGAAAAGGAGCCCGGAAAGGAAUUUUACGGAGUGGGUGCCUAGAACAUCACAUGCUUUAUUGAGAAGUGAGGAGCAGGGAAGGAGAGACUUACUUCCAAAGACAGCUCGGCCACCCGAAGCAGCAGAGACAUUCGAUUUUCCUUCUUCCCUGGCAUCUGAAAGUGGGGAUCUCAGCCCUUUGAACCUUAAAGACCUGGCAGUCAGCCCUUUGCCAACGUGGUACCAACCUCCUCAGGGCUUUCUCCUUGCACUGAAAACUGCAAAAUCUGGCCUCAAGGACUCAGCUUCUGCGGACACUUCCAGCCGCCCUCCCUAUAAAAGCACACGGGAUCGAGUGAAGGCCAUUCACUCCCUAGCCACGGAGCUUGGUGAGCGGAUUGAGGCAGCAACGGAAAGGCUGAGGAGAACAAGCAGGCUGCAAGACCCUGGUGGCAACAGAGGAGAGGAAUCUGUAGAACCUCCCCGUUGGGCUUCUCCAUGCCCCAAGCCCAAGAUGCCUAAGAGUGAGAGAAACAGGACCAUGAACAUCCUGGGUGUUCCAAGCCCUAAUGGCUUACGGACGCUGUUAGACUGUGCACCAGAUGGACUGGAUCAGACUCUCUUCUUGCCUAGCCCCGAAGGAGCAGAAGCCCAGAAGAGGAAGGAACAGAUACAGGCUCUUCUGUCCGACACAGCUGCCGUUACUGAGGGGUUACCAUGGAGUUCCAAUUCUGAGAUGCACGGGAAAACCCAGAAGGAUGUGUGCAAAGGUUUCAUUGCAAAGAAGGAAUCGGAUGUGGAAAUGUGCCUACUGCGAAGCAUGCCAAUUGCCAGCAUAGCUUCUCCAUCUGCCACAUACUUCACUAGAAGGCCAGAGAGACAUCCAGCAAAUCAAAGGACUCCCUCCAUCGCUGAUGCUCUUCCUGAAGCCUGGAAUCAAGCCGAAAUGAUUUCACCCUCUCCUAGGCGAAGUCGCGGAGCAUCUCUCAGUCAUGGAUUCGAAUCCUGCGCGUUUCCAGCACGAAGGAUCGGGAUGCAAAAAGAAACUGAGGACAACUUGGGCGGAGACCCCAGAUGCACAGACCCUGCAGAGAGUUACCGGGAUCACUUUGAAACCAUACAGCAAACAUCUCGGAGGCUGGCUGACAAACUGAAGGCCGACCGGCUCCAGCAGGAAGAGCAGCUGGCCAGCCUGCGAGAGAAAGCGCAGCGAGAAGCCGAAGAGAGCCAGAGGUCUUUGGAGGAGCUGCUCACGCAUCGGUUAGCGGGGUUGAAUGGCUCCCGUGCCAGCUGUCCUGCGAGAGCAAGCCUGAAGCACACUAAGCAAGACCAGCGAGAAUAUCAAUUUGAAGGUGCUCCUGAAAGAAAUGAUCCAGCUGGGGUCAGCUUUAGGACACUGUCUCCAAAACAAUCUGCAUGGAACACUGAAAUCAGCUGCAACGUGAUGGAUGCCAUAAAAGCCACGGCGAGAAAAUCCACUGGGGAAGUGAACCUGGAUUCCUCAAUCCAGCAGCGAGGAUCCCCGUCUGCGAAGGGUGGUCACACUCUGCACACACGUCAGUCCUCGUCUUCAUCAGCCAAUCACCCCCCCUGCGAGGCGCUCACAGCCGACGACUCGGGAGACGGCAGUGAAAAAACGGACUCCACGAGCCAGUGGAGCAAAGUUGGUCAGUUCUAUGGAGGGUCCAGCGCCUUUGGCCGGUUUAGUCUGACCAUGGCCGAGCAGUACUUGAAGGAAGAAGAACUACGAGCCCGGCACCGUAGCGCCCUCCUUCGACUCCGGGAAAAAGCUCUUCAGGAGAAAACCAAGGCAGAGCUGGCCUGGCUGGAGCAUCGAAAAAGCUGUCUGGAUGGUCUGCGAGACCGUGAGGAAGUGUCUGCCAUAGCUGAGAAGCAGCAUAAAAUCCUAACCAAGCUGAACAAAGAACAGGCAGAAAUCCAGCACCUGCGAAAUAUCUACAGGGCAGCUCACCAGGAGAGAAAGCUGCUAUUAAAACAGCAGAGAGAAAUCUUACUGAUGCAGCAGUCGACAGCACAACUCCAGCGGGAGCUGCAUGGGUUGACUGGAGGGCCACAGUUCACAAACGGCUCGGCAGACCUUGAAAAAGCAAUAAAGAAGGAGAAGACUGGGACCAUUUCUAGUCCAGCACUAUCCUCCAUGCUGGCAGAAGCUACAGCAUGCUCACAGAGACCUGUUCUGACAAAGGAUGGAGAGAGCUGUGCCCAGUUAAAUAAUACACACAGCAGGAAAUACAAGAGCUUUCCUACCGAGAACGAGAAAACAUCGCUGCAAUGCAGGCAACUGGGAGAGAAGUGGAAGCAAUGGUUAGGUGUACAAGACCCUGCGGUGUUUGGAACAAUGGCCAAGGAACCAUAUGAUUCCAGGGAUCAACGUAUGGGCCCACUUGUGAUGGAAGAAAAUUCUGAACACACAGAGAUGAAUGAUCAGUGCUCAGGUCUCUUACAUUCAGAACACCCAAAUUCAGCUGAAGCGGAUGAAGCUGCACUCACCCCUGUUCCCACGGAAGAUAAACUCCAUGAAUUUCUUCACGAGCGGCGCUCGCACGAGUCUGUCUAUCAGGACCAGCAGAAACGCUCUGAGGCGCCGUGUGGACCUACUCUGAGGGAAUCCGAUCAGGAGGAAAAGAAGUUUGGUUCAAACCAAGCUCUAGCCCUUAAAGACAAUGAGGACAUUAAUACCCAUGACAGUGAGUUUACGACGAAAGCUUUGGGGAUACUUUCCUCUUGGUGUAGCUUGAGCCUUGCUCGACUAGAAAAUAUUCUUCAAGGAACCGGUCAUGCUACCUCAGCCUCAGUGGAAGCAUUAGACAGUGAUUCUCUGACAAUGGAAAAGGUGCAUGAGGAGCAAGGAGGAAGUCAGGAGACUGCGGGGGAAGAGGAAGGCUGGUGCAGGCCAUAUGAGUAUGUUAACGCAUGGCUCUUAAAUGUGGGUGGCAGGACAAAUGUGGACUCCAGACAAGAAUCAGACAUCACUUACAUGGGUGUAAAACACCUCCAGAUGUCUAAAAUCCUUCCACUGCACGAUGUUCCAGUCACUGAAGAAGAAGAAGAAGUAGAAGUGAUAGUAUUUGCCCCAUGUGACAAAAAUCCUGCUGAGGACAAUCAGUUGAUUAAAUUCGAGAGCAAUCAGCUGGAGGAUCUCCCUGAUGACGAGCCUGCUUUGGAAGCGUGUUCAGAGGGACCAGCAUCCCCUGAAUCACAUGACUCAUCUCCGCGAUGUGAGAGCGUAAACUCCUACCAUUCCCUCCCUGAAUUUCAUAGAGUGUCUGCGGUUCGGAUCAGUAUCUCAGAAAGCUCCGUUUCAGCCUCUGAAUUAGAAGCGGAGGCCAUCGAUAACAGCAUCCCUGAGGAGUUUACCAUCCAGCAAGAACUGUCUGGUGGUGGUGAUGAUGAUGAUGUGUUUCCUAACCCUUUGACAAAGGCACAGAGAGCAGUAAGUGAUGGAAAUGAGUUAUUAUCCAGUGAUGUAUGUGAUGAACAAGUGCCCCGUGAUGAUUGCAAUCGUGAGGCCUCAUCGCUCUGUCAUGGCUCUGAAAAACGCCUUGGAGAUGUUUCAGAAUAUGAGCGUGCUUAUGAAUCACAUUCUGUCACUGCCUCAAACAGCCAAAAGCCAACACUAAUCGCCUUAGGGAGAGAAGAACCAUUUUCCUUACGGUUUGAUAGCCCUGCCGAUGGAAGACGUAAGUCAUACGUGGAAGCUUCAGCAUUACCGCCUUGCCCAGAAAACUGCAGCGUAAACAAGAUCCCCUCUCCGGGAAAAUCUGAGCAGGAUGCAGAUUCAUCAACUAGCUCCUUAUCGUAUCAUUAUGACUUUUGUACCGAGGAGACCUUUGGACAACAAAAUUCGGUUUCUGAAACUAGCCAAGCGGAAGAGGAGGGUGAAAGUUUCAAAGUAUCCGUUGGGCCGCAUAAAGUAGCGUUUAUGUGGUUGCCAGCUGAAAGUUCCCUGAAGCAUCUAGCUGUUGUUCCUGAGCAGAUCAAUAACUGUACAUUGCUUCCACCUACAAUGUCCAUGACAAACGAUCAAAUGCCAUUGUUUUCUGUAGACUCUUUGUUGGGCUCCAGAGACGUGUCAGGUUUAGAAGAAGCUAAAACUAAUCAUGCAGAACCUUUAACUGAAGGACACAUAUCCAACAAACCAAACGAAAUUGCUUCUCCGCACUUAUCAAUGCCCACCAGUUCUGAAGAGGCUCCUACAGAAGCUCAAGCCAGUUCAUGUGACAAUCGAACCUUGCAAAGGGCAGCUGCCCCAAAUCAAAAUAACGCGGCAACGGGAAGCCAAACCUCCAAGAAGUCUGAGAUGGUGCCACUUAGUUCUAUCUCCUCCAAAAAACAGCUGUCACAAGCAAAGUGCUGCCCUGCUGAGAGUGCAGAUGAUAUGAUCUUUAUCAGUGAUGAGGUUCUGCCUCCAAUUGAUAACGAUGCCUUGUCAGAAAUACUGUCUCCUGUUGAUGAUGUGCUAUCCUACGGAAGUGCCGACUUGCCAUGGUCUAAUAAAAAUGAUUUCUCAUUGUCCAGCGAGGACCUUCCCACCUCCCCCGAAGAGGGAGGGGGGGUAAAAAGUGGUGACACUAGCUUCGGCACGGAAGACUUCCCUUCUCCACCAGAACAAAUGACAUUCUCAGAGAUGAGCGAUUCACACCAUUCUCGGAAAGAAGUCGUGUCAGGUCACAUGGACGAGACACUCUCAGUAUGGCACAGCCCUGUGCCUGAAGAACUGCCCUCGCCGUCUCCAGAGCUGUUGAAUGUUUCUUCAGCUCAGGAUGGAACUGUCUCUGGAUGCUGUUGGGGUGAAGAUGUUAUUUCAGGCCGAAAGAAGGACUUAUCUGAACACGUGACAGCAGGAAAUGAGACAACAUUACAGCCUCUAGUCUCGCUCGGUGUGUCAAUUCCCAUUUCUUCAGGUCAAGCCAUUACAAAGCUAGGACAUGUAAAGGAACGAAGCAAGCCCUUCUUAACUCUAUCCAAAGCUUGGGAAGACAAUGAUGACCCUUUAUUAGCAUUUGAAGUUGGAGACAGAGUAUUAGUGAAGCACAUCCAGCCAGGUACCCUGCUGUUCAAGGGAUGUACCCAUUUUGAUGAAGGUUAUUGGGCUGGCGUGGCACUUGACAAACCGGAAGGCGAUCAUGAUGGAACUUAUGGAGGAGUGAAAUACUUUGAGUGCACUAAAUAUUGUGGCAUCUUUGUCAAACCGGAUCAAAUUUCACAUCUUUUGGAGGGUAAUGACAAAAGUUCUGGUUACACUGGGGAUGAAGAUUCAUUUUCUGAUGAUGGAGCAUCCAGAGGGGACUACAAAUGUACAGAUGAUAACCAGCAGGGACCAGAAUAUAGAGAGCAGAGAUCCAAAGAUACAGACAGCAUAAGAGGUUCAGCAAUGGAAGAAAGCAAGUUUAGAUCACACAUGCCCAUGCCACCAGAAGAUCAGUAUAUGUCCAAUGAAUUCCCUUGUGAAGUUCACUUAGUACAUCUAGAACCAGAUAAAGAAACAAGAGGGUGGACCCUUGUAAAGCAAAAGUCAAUUGUAGAUGUGCUUCCAAUGAGAAAUGAGGACAGUAACACAGAAGAAGUAAACAAGAGCAAAUAUAUUAGCUGCUUGUUGAAAGAUCAAGAAAGAGCGUGCCUUUGA
Messenger RNA from Pelodiscus sinensis (Chinese soft-shelled turtle), 7617 nucleotides. The record is from RefSeq and is a predicted model, not a curated record. Lineage: Eukaryota; Metazoa; Chordata; Testudines; Trionychidae.